Molecule: messenger RNA, 5773 nt
Organism: Stegostoma tigrinum
Lineage: Eukaryota; Metazoa; Chordata; Chondrichthyes; Orectolobiformes; Stegostomatidae
Gene: ppm1kb
Product: protein phosphatase, Mg2+/Mn2+ dependent 1Kb
Exons: 8
Coding region: 321-1460 (379 amino acids)
Biological process (GO): protein dephosphorylation
Molecular function (GO): cation binding; protein serine/threonine phosphatase activity
Source: RefSeq, a predicted model, not a curated record
UUGCAUUGAGAGCGUGGUUACAACGCCCCAUUCAAAGAGAGACAGGCGUAUCGUAUGCGUGACCCAGGCAAUCCAAAUAGCGUAACAUUGUCACAGCUGGGGCAUGACUUUACUCCUCAUCGUUCAGUGCGACUUCUCCCCACUGGAAUAAACAGCGAUCGGCGAAAGGGAGAAGGUGAGUACAACAAAAACUUUGCAGGCCACAUAAAGAGAAGCAAACUACUUAAUUCUUCAGAUACAUCAAACUACAUUGAAAGGAAACUUGAAUUUUUUUUCCCAACUUGAAGUUUCAUUCCCAGGCAAUCACUGUUUAUUGAGUUAUGUCAACAGCUGCCCUAUUAACCUUGUGUAGAUCUGGUGGCUUUCAUGUGAGAAGAAGAGCUUUGUUGACCUUUAAGCUGCUGCAGGACGAAAAGCGUGUGAUUCUGCUUUGUCAGAGUAGUACCACUGAUCGGAGGUCUUCGCGCUUUGACGUUGAUGGUGGUGGCCGUCUGACAUCUUGGGAUUCUUUUGGAAUUUGGGACAACCGCAUCGAUGAACCAAUUCUUCUGCCACCGAGCAUAAAAUAUGGCAAACCCAUUCCUAACGUUAGCCUGAGUAAAGUCGGGUGUGUCACUCAAAUAGGCCAACGCAAAGAGAAUGAGGACCGUUUCAGUAUUGGCAUGCUAACUGAUAAUGUGCUGUACUUUGCAGUGUUUGAUGGACAUGGUGGAACAGCAGCAGCUGAUUUUUGUCAUAAGUACAUGGCAAAGCAUAUUGCACAAUGCCUUUCACAGGAAGACGAUCUGGAAGUGGUAUUGACCAGAGCUUUUUAUGAAACAGAUAAGGAAUUUGCAAGACACGUCCAUUUAUCUGAAAAUGUUGAUUGCCAAAUUAAUGCUGUCUCUUUCCUUGCUUCGGGGACAACUGCCACUGUGGCUCUGUUACGUGAUAGCAUAGAGCUUGUGGUAGCGAGUGUGGGUGACAGCCGGGCAAUUCUUUGUCGUAAAGGGAAACAUAAGCGACUCACUGAAGACCACACUCCAGAACGGAAAGAUGAGAGGGAAAGGAUUAAAAAAUGUGGUGGGUUUGUUGCCUGGAACAGUCUGGGGCAACCACAUGUAAAUGGGAGAUUGGCUAUGACACGUAGUAUAGGAGAUCUAGCUUUAAGGUCUGCAGGAGUCAUCGCUGAGCCAGAGACCAGACAGAUUAAGCUGCAACAUGGAGAUGAUGCUUUCUUAGUUCUAACAACAGAUGGGAUUAACUUUAUCAUGAAUAGCCAAGAGAUAUGUGAUCACAUCAGUCAAUGUCAUGAUCCAAUAGAGGCUGCUCAGGUUAUUGUUGAACAGGCACUGCACUAUGGUGCAGAAGAUAACAGUACUGUUAUUGUAGUUCCUUUUGGCGCAUGGGGAAAACACAAAAACACUGGCACCAGCUUUUCUUUCAGCCGAAGCUUUGUCUCAAGCGGAAGAUGGGCAUGAAGUGGAAGGACUAUUGUCUCUGCUGCCUGCUUGCAGUUCAGUUUUCAAAAGUAUCUUUUUUAAGGCCACUUUCUUUUGUUUUUCCAUUUGGCAAAAGCUCAUCUUGUCCUAACCUGUAGUGUGAAUAAAGGCAGCUAGCCAGAUGUACAAUUAAACAUUGCUCUGUUAUUUUAACAAAGGAAUUAAUAACUGGACAGGAAAAAGUUAUUUUUGUAGCGAACUGGUAGAGAUAUUGACACUUCACUAAUUGAUCACUUUAGAUGCCUGUUUAGCUGCAAUAAAACUUGUGUUGUAUAAAUUCUUAAAUGCUUGUGUUCUAAGUCACAGAAACUGGUUAUAUUAAUCUUGGUGCAACAGUACAAGAACAAUUUGUGCCCGUUCUGGUGUGUUUUCAGUUCUGGCACUGAAACAAGUAGAUUUGUUGAGUACAAGAACUGGAUGUAACUAUCUGAUGUUGGAAAUCGGGGCAAGGGAGAUUUAUAUAUUUGAGCUGGUUCCCAUUGAACUACUACUGCUUAUUCAGUAUAUCUUUGAAAGGACCUUUUCUUCCUCUGAGCAAUUUAAAUACAGUGGAAGAAAAUCUUGCCCCACUUAAUCUUCAGCUGCUUGAUUGCUAAUUUAAGCAGGCAAAAUAUUAUUAAGCAUGUAAGCUUUUUCACUGUUCCCUGAGUAUUUUAAUUUCCUCUGUGUUGAGCAUGGCAACCGAAGCACAGGGAGAAAUAUAUCUCUGUACCAUCAAGGAAUUUGAGCUUUAAAGUAUGUUCACGAGAACUUGAAGUUUUUUUUUCUUUUGUUCCCUGUACUAAACAAAAUGUAGCUGGCAUUGAAACUGCAAGUUCACUUGCUGGUUGUUAAUAGAUCUGAGAUCUGUCAAAGGAAUUGUGAUUUUUGUCACAAAUAUCUGUGUCUCCCCAGGUCACUGCUGGAAUAGCAGUGCAGAACUAAACUGGAAUAUACAUGUAACGGUGUGCCUUUCCAGCCCUACUUUUUCCAGCAUUUAUCCCACGUGGAAUUUGAAAUAUGAGGUAGUACAUUUGGACCUAAUUUUGAGCUUCAGAAGAGAGGUGUGAGAUAUCAUCUCGAUCCCAAAUUGGGAGGGCAGCAAAGUUGCUGUGGAAAGUCGGCUCACGUGAUCUAUGCCUGCUAAAUGGGUUGGGAUAUUUUUUUCUCAGUUGAGGGCACUGUGUAGACACAAAUUGUUGUAAAUGACAGGAAGCAUGAGAUAGGAAGAAUAUUCUUCAAGGUCAAUUUUUCAUGUUUGUGAAUGUGCCCAAAAUUCUCAAGCACAAGUGUCUUUUAUUGUAUGUGGAGAGCAAACACAACUAGGAGACCUUGGUUAUUAAAAGUUUUUCUGACAGUUUGUACUUGUUCAAUACAAAAUAUUUGACUAAGGUCAGUUGUAAACUAAAUAUGCAUCCUCUACUGAGGAUUAAGGGAUGUGUAAACGCAUUGACAGAGACCAGGAAUUAAUUAAUCAAAUUCAUGUGGCAUUGGAGGCAUUAUGGAAUAAACUGGAGAAGUACUUUUAAAGUAUUUGUGUGAAGUUUGAAUUGGGAGGGGGGAAUUCGUGUAGAAAGGGGAAGUAUCCUUUACUGUAAUUCUGAAGCAUAACGUAUAAUAGUAGUGCAAGCUGUGGCAAAGUUUUGUCCUUGCUCACUUUUCUCUGUCUUGCCUUCUGGCCCAGAUCCCACAAUAGAACCAGUCAAUACAUAGGAUGUUUUUGAGUUAAUGCUAGAUGAUGUAUGCUGACCUACAUUAAAUUUAAAAUUAAACUGUGAAUUGGUCCCUUUUGCCACUGUAUAUUCUGAGCUGGUUUUUCUUUUGGUGGUGUUACUGGUAAUUUGACAUGUUGCAGUUUAAUCAGUAUCAAAGUAGAAUGACCGGAGAUACGAAAAAUAUCUUCGACUGUUUUCAUCCAUUUUUGUAAUUCCACAGUUACAUAUAUCAGCGAGGCAGCCAAAUAUGUCAUAAAAUAUGAUUCAUAUCAAAAAUCAAUUUUUCAGCUAUUUCUUUCUAUACUGUUAAAGUCACCUGUCAUAUUAUCUGUUACUAUUGGAAAUGGUAGAAAUUUUGCAGAAUUAUUUAAAAUAUUCAGUACCUUAGUUAUGCAAAUGCCAAUACUAAAUGCACUACAGUAGCUACUUUAAAUGUGAUUUAAUCUAGAGAGACACGCAGUUUGUGUAUCUGUGUGUGUCUUUCACGCACCCUUCCCCCGCCAAAAAAUGGGUCUAGCUUGCGCUUAGGACAUGAAGAAAAUUAGAAGCUAGAUCCCUGGAUAGACUAACACAAUGAAUAUUACAUAGAAUGUAGGGAUAUUUUCAAAAUGAUUGCAUCUGUAAAUGUGACUAGAAACCUAAUCCAGAUGUUUUGUGACUUGAAUCUAUCCAAGUAUUUCUGCUGGGUCUUGUAUUAUAAUACGUAUAGUGUGUAAAUAUUUGUUAUAUAUAGUAAAUCCGUAAUGUACGUUAAUCUUUAUUUGCCUGGGUUAGUAAAUAUGUAUUAUAUUAUGGUUGAACUGACUAUGUUUGUACAGAUUUUGCACUUGUAUUUUAACCAUGUCUUUUUAUAAACCAGUAAAACCCUAGCAAUCCAAAAGCAGGGUUAGGUUACAUUUUGAAGGCAGUGCUGAAAAAUGUACAUUGUAUUCAAGCUAAGAAUUCAACUGCUUGUGAAUAUUUUUGGGUGUUUAUUUGGAAGGAUAUCUAUUAAUGUUAAAAGUUGGCUUUCUGCUGGGUAUGUGUUGCAAUGUUUAAUGCAUAGAUGCUUUCAAUAUGUAGAAGUGUACUGUAAUCAGAAAAUAUUCAAUUUUAUAUGCCUUGUGUGCAGCUCCCAAAUCCCAAACAAUUAGUCCCAAAAAAACAGUAUAUUGGCCAAUGAAAGCAGAACCUAUGAAAUAUAACAGAACAAACAACAACUAUGUUUAGCGUAAUAUAUUCUGUUCUAUAACUCUGCCAUGCUAGCUGUAGUGUUGCUGUAAAUUUGUCUGCUUAUUGCACUCAGUACCCAUCUUUGCUUUGAUACCACCUAAUUGAUUGCAAAUAUUGCAAAAGUGAACUAGUAAUGGUUUUAAUGAAAUGAAAUCAGUAAUUUUAACGACUCACCACAAUCAUUAUUCAGUGGUUCAUAACCACUUACCAGACAUCAUGCGCCAAGCAAAAUUAUCAUCUUUUAGCUUUUGUGGAACUGGUGAGCAAUUAUUUGUGUGCUUAUAAGUACAAGGCUUAUAUUGUUAGCUAUGUCUUAUUUAUACUGAGAGCAGUACAUCAGGAAGGUAUUAAUUGUAUUUUGCCACCUUUUUGAGGAAUGUUAGUAUAAUGGAGACAUUACUGAAAUGGUAAUUCAGAGAAUUCAAGUUCAUACCACAGUUUGUUUUGAAGGUUUUUGUUCAUGACUAUGAAGCUGUCAGAUUGUGUCUAAAAUUCAACUUACUCACUGGUGUUUUUUUUAACAGAAGGGAAUUUACUGUUUUUAGAUAUAUUCUAAUCAGCCUCAUCAGAGAUGUUAUGACCCACCUCUGGAGUAGGUGGGACUUCAGUCCAGGUCUCCGAGCCCAGAGGACUGGAUGCUAACACUGCGCCACAGGGGGCCCUUGCUAUCUGUACUCAAUAUACCCAUAUAUUAAUCCAUGUCAACAUGUUUGACUUUUAACUACCCUUUGAAGUGGCCUACCAAGCCAAUUAGUUAUUUUAAGCUCUCUAGCAAGUCAUUGCUGAGAAGAAUUUGCUGUGAAUGAAGUUUUUUUUAUUGACAUAAAUACCUGGAUCAAAGCAGUUGGUCAGUAGAUUAUUUAAUAUAGAGCAGCAAGUAAGCUAAAUGGAAUGUGAAAGUAACUGUACAUAGGAUUCACUAACAGUGGAACCGUGCUGCAUAUGUAGUCUAUUUUCUCAAGAUUCUUUUUCUUUUAUGGUUUACCUGGUUUGGUUUUAGUACAUACAACCAUCGUUUGCCAAAUUAAUUUGUACUUAAACUGUCUGUUAAUUGAUAAUGUGAUCUGUUUUCAUAAAUUAAAAUAAACCAAUUACAAAUAUGUGUUAGAAGCCAAAACUUCCAAGGUUUUCAUAUCAACCUGACCAAAUUAUUAGAUUUCCCACUUUUUUUUUCUUUUCCAGUGUCCUACUUGAAUUUACUGUUUCGAAGAUGUUGUUGCUUGUAUGAUACUGGAUGUAUUGCAAAUAUUUUCAAUUGAAUAUUUGAAUUGUAGAUGUUUUGGGUAACACUUGGUAAAAACAGCAUGUACUGCUAUGUACAGUAACUGAAAAAUGCAAGUUGUAUGUAACAUUUCAGAAUAUUCAAAUAAAAUUAUUUACGUAUAA